GGUUGGUGCCGCGGGGCCUACCCCAUCCAACCCUCGGCUCCCCCUUUCCCUCCCUCCCAUCCGCAUCUUUAGGUUCCCGAAUAUUUUUCCAGCAAUUCCUCUAACCCCCCGGGUCAAAUCGUCUCGGGCCGUGAUCCCCCCUCUCCCCCCGGUGUGCGGGCCUGGAUCCGAGAGCAGCCCGCGGCUCCCCCUGCCCCGGGGCUGCGACUCCCCGCAGUCCAGACCCCCCGCGGCCCUGGCCGGGAUCGAGAGCGGGUCCUCGCCCGGCUCGGCUCGGCUCGGCUCGGCUCGACCCCCCUCCACUGCUCCUUGUGAGCCGGGCGGCAGAUUCAAAACCGCACUGGUGGAUUACAGCGGUCGGGAGUCGUAGUAGAGAUGAUCUUUUAUUAUUAUUUUUUUUUUAUUGGCCAAUAUCUUUGCGGGUUGAACUGGUUAUCUGAUAAUUGAAUUGGUGAUCUUUUAUUGCAAGAUUUUUGCAAAAAAAAAAAAAAAAAAAAAAGAUUGCAAGUUUUCGGGCACAAACCCCCUUCAUCGGGCAUUGGAGACAAGACUGUAAAAGUUCUGGGUCAAAAUGAAAGUUCAUCUUUCAUAGGAUGUCACAGAGGGGUCAAUAGAUGGAAAACUCCUCUGGACAGUCGGUUCGUAGCUGGUAUGAAGCCUCUGGCCCCCUGCGAGGAUCUGUGAUGAUGCAAAUUACCUUGAAACAAAGGCCGGAGCAGGAUCUCCGGUUUCAGGUGGUCACAGUUGCUUCCUGCUUGGGAGAAUAUGAAGACUUCAUUUUUAAAAAUUGGCUAAAAUUCAGUAUCUUCCAUGAGUCGGGUAUCCAGGUUGUAGCCAUAUUGGUGGAGAGGAAAAGAAAAUCAGGAUCUUAUGGCACUUCGCAACAGCUAUCGUCUGCCAAAUAAAAACUCUGAGGCUAACCAAUCCAUGAGUGGGCAUCGGUCCUUAAAGAAGCGAUGUGGAGAGUCACAUUCAGAAUCUCCUGUAAGCUGUGGUCGCGUUCCUGCUGCAGGAUGUGUACUAAGCAAAUUAAUUCAGUUGCCUACACCUCCAUUGUCAAAGCACCAGCUCAAGCGAUUAGAAGAACACAAAUAUCAGAGUUCUGGACGGUCCCUGCUUGAGCCACUAAUGCAAGGUUAUUGGGAAUGGCUAGUUGGAAGAGUUCCAGCCUGGAUUGCCCCAAAUCUGAUCACCAUCGUUGGACUGUUAAUAAACAUAUGUACAACUCUAAUAUUAGUGUAUUAUUGCCCAACAGCUACGGAGCAGGCACCUCCCUGGACAUAUAUUGCUUGUGCAUGUGGCCUUUUCAUUUACCAAUCUUUGGAUGCUAUAGAUGGCAAACAAGCAAGAAGAACAAAUAGCAGUACUCCUCUGGGAGAGCUUUUUGACCACGGCUGUGAUUCACUGUCCACAGUCUUUGUGGUUUUGGGAACUUGUAUUGCUGUGCAGCUGGGGACAAACCCUGACUGGAUGUUCUUUUGUUGUUUUGCUGGGACAUUCAUGUUCUAUUGUGCACACUGGCAGACAUACGUCUCUGGAACAUUGCGCUUUGGAAUAUUUGAUGCUACAGAGACCCAGCUCUGUUUCAUAGUGUUCCAGUUUCUCACAGGAACUCUGGGUCCUUGGUUCUGGAACUAUACGAUUCCAGUUGUGAAUAUUCAGACGAAAAUAAUCCCAGCUCUUUGUACUGUAGCAGGAACCAUAUUCUCCUGUACAAACUACUUUGGUGUGAUCUUCACAGGUGGCGUUGGUAAAAAUGGAUCAACUAUAGCAGGAACAAGUGUCCUUUCACCCUUCCUUCAUAUUGGAUCAGUGAUCGCAUUAGCUGCAAUGAUCUACAAGAAAUCUGCUGUGCAGCUCUUUGAAAAGCAUCCCUGCCUGUAUAUACUUAUGUUUGGUUUUGUAUCUGCCAAAAUAACUAAUAAAUUGGUGGUUGCACAUAUGACCAAAAGUGAAAUGCAUCUGCAUGACACAGCAUUCAUAGGUCCAGCACUUUUGUUCCUGGACCAAUAUUUUAACAGCUUUAUUGAUGAGUAUAUUGUACUUUGGGUUGCCCUGAUAUUUUCCCUCUUUGAUUUGCUCCGAUACUGUGUCAGCGUGUGCAAUCAGAUCGCUUCCCAUCUGCACAUCUAUGUAUUCAGAAUCAAGGCCUCUUCUACACAUUCUAAUCACCAUUAGUGACCGUACUGUCACCAGGAUGAGAAAUAAGAAACCGUUGUUUUCUUUGAGAGAGAAUAUGAACAUAUUUAGGAGACUAAGGCAAAAGGAGCAGAUGAGAACAAAUCUAAUUUAUAAUAAUCAAUGUUGUAUAACUUUUCUUUGUUACUGGUAUCACUCCUUAACUAGUCUCUGCCUAUGAGAGGGUGAAUUCCAAGUACGCUCCAGUCAAAUGUACAUGUAGUCAACUCUACUGGUUCAGUUCCCAGGAAAGCAUGCAGGGAGUAAUGCUUUGUCUUUGUAAUUACCUUGAAUACAGAAUAAACUAUCUAUGGUGAAUGAAUACCCAGCAAAUUAAAUUUCUAAUGUAGUAUAUUUACAAGCUGCAAUACAAUUUGCUUUAUAAUUUUAAUAUUUCAUCAUCUCUUAGUGAAAUACUUGUUUAGUGUCCAUUUGAAAUUUCUUUACUAAAAAGCUGAGCUUGUAAAACAGAGAUAUCCCACUAGCUUGCACAGCUGAAAUAGUGGUAGAUACUUUGAGUCCAGAUUGAUAUGGUUCAUUUGCUCACAUAUUGCUGAGGAAAGCAGUUUAUUGCUUAAGAACAGUAUAUUUUGGUAGGGUCCUGUAAGUGGGUGGAGGCAAAUAUCAGCAUGCAACAUAGUGUGGUAUCUUUGUCAAUUAAUUUUAUUUUUUUAAUAAAUAUUAUCUAAAAAAAAAAAGACUUAUUCUCCAUUUUCUUCAAUGGAAGGACUUGACAAGCAAAUUUUAUUGUUCCUUUUUUAUGUAUGAAACUUAAGCAAAAUUUUCUUUUUGCUCUUUAAUAAAAAAGAAAAUUCUAAGA
This is a messenger RNA of Alligator mississippiensis (American alligator), 2998 nucleotides long. It is a transcript of the gene CEPT1, whose product is annotated as choline/ethanolamine phosphotransferase 1. Bases 871 to 2178 code for a protein of 435 amino acids. The record is from RefSeq and is a predicted model, not a curated record. The transcript has 9 exons. Gene Ontology annotation, biological process: phosphatidylethanolamine biosynthetic process. Gene Ontology annotation, cellular component: endoplasmic reticulum membrane; Golgi apparatus. Gene Ontology annotation, molecular function: diacylglycerol cholinephosphotransferase activity; ethanolaminephosphotransferase activity. NCBI's taxonomy places the organism in Eukaryota, Metazoa, Chordata, Crocodylia, Alligatoridae.